Messenger RNA from Hemibagrus wyckioides, 2555 nucleotides. RefSeq names its product cationic amino acid transporter 2-like. The transcript has 15 exons. Bases 503 to 2323 code for a protein of 606 amino acids. Gene Ontology annotation, biological process: transmembrane transport; amino acid transport. NCBI's taxonomy places the organism in Eukaryota, Metazoa, Chordata, Actinopteri, Siluriformes, Bagridae. The record is from RefSeq and is a predicted model, not a curated record. Gene Ontology annotation, cellular component: plasma membrane. Gene Ontology annotation, molecular function: amino acid transmembrane transporter activity.
UCACAGACCAGUCCGGAGCUAAUAAUGGGUGCUUUAUACAUAAUGCUGGGAAGUUCUGAGAAAAAGACCUUUUUUUGGUGUGUAAUUUUGUAGAGUGGGAGGGACAAACAGACCAUGCUUGUAUAAAAUGUGCACAAAAAAAAAAAAAUCAUUUUGCUUUAGGAGAUUAAACAGAACUGAGCCUCAGAGGAUCAGACUUUCUGCAAAGAAGCAUUGUUCCGAGGACAGCAGCCAAAAUCUGGAGCUGUCCACUGUGUCCUACAGCAAGAGACUGGAGACCUCGUUGCUCACACACAAUGUGGGCUAUUGUUUACGCCGAAGAGCUGGAUGGGCCGAGCGGUCUGUUAAAGGAACAGGCGGAUUUAUUCUUUAUUUAUUACACAACAUGAUCAAUGCUCCUAAUUACGCUGAAGUAGGCAUGACCCCGGGUUCCGGUGUGACCGUGAGCGCCGUGUCACUGCAUGAGGUCACUCCAGCCUGAGAAGAGAAUUCAAUACAGAUCAUGUCCUGGCACAAGGUCGCUUCGUUCCUGCGUGGUCUGUCCCGCAGGAAGCCUCUGGAGCCCGAAGGCGAGGUGUCCACGUUCCGGCGAUGUCUCGGCACUAUAGACCUGGUGGCUCUCGGCGUAGGCAGUACACUGGGCGCCGGCGUCUACGUGCUCUCGGGUGAGGUGGCCAGAUCUCUGUCUGGCCCCAGCAUCAUCAUCUCAUUCCUCAUCGCCGCUCUGGCCUCCAUCUUCGCCGGACUCUGCUAUGCCGAAUUCGGCUCCCGAGUACCCAAGACGGGAUCGGCCUACCUCUACAGCUACGUGACUGUGGGCGAGGUGUGGGCUUUCAUCACCGGGUGGAACCUGUUGCUGUCCUACGUCAUAGGUGCCUCCAGCGUGGCCCGAGCCUGGAGUGGCACUUUUGAUGACAUGAUCGGAAACGUGAUGUCGAAUUACUUCAGCAAACAUGCGGCCAUGGAUCUACCAGGCCUGGCUCCUUACCCAGACUUCUUUGCAGCUGGCCUGAUUAUGCUUCUCGCUGGUCUGCUUGCGUUCGGCGUGAAAGAAUCGACGACAGUCAACAAGGUCUUCACUAGCAUUAACAUCCUGGUGUUGGUGUUCGUCAUCAUCACCGGCUUCAUCAAGGGGAAACUGGACAACUGGUACAUCAGCGAGGAAACGUUAGUGAACGCCACAGCAGAACUCAAAAACCUGACGUCUACGGUCAACGUCACCUCCGAGUUCGGCCGCGGCGGCUUUUUCCCCUACGGUUUCGAGGGCACGCUGGCAGGAGCUGCUACUUGCUUCUAUGCAUUCGUAGGGUUUGACUGCAUUGCAACUACAGGUGAGGAGGUGAAGAACCCUCAGAAGUCUAUCCCGCUGGGCAUUGUCUUUGCACUGCUCAUCUGUUUCCUGGCUUAUUUCGGCGUUUCGGCCGCUCUCACUCUAAUGAUGCCGUACUACCUGCUGAACAUCCACAGCCCUCUGCCUGUCGCCUUCUCCUACGUGGGCUGGGCUGCAGCUAAAUACGUUGUCGCCGUGGGAUCCCUGUGUGCCCUCUCUACUAGCCUGCUGGGAUCCAUGUUCCCGAUGCCUCGAGUGAUCUUUGCCAUGGCUAGAGACGGCCUCCUCUUCAAAGUUCUGUGUAAAGUCAGCUCCAGGAAAAGUCCCGCCAUGGCCACUCUCACCUCCGGCUCUGUCGCAGCUAUAAUGGCGCUGUUAUUCGACCUGAAGGCUCUGGUUGAUAUGAUGUCGAUCGGGACUCUUUUCGCCUACACACUUGUGGCCAUUUGCAUUCUCAUACUGAGGUACCGUGAGCCUGAAUCCGCAGAGAAUGAAAUAAGCUUUACUUCGAGGUCAAGGUUCGGAUUUUUAAAACCUCCAUCGUACCCGACCAAGGAAACGUCAAGCACCGUCAGAGUCUGCACCAUCUUUAUCAUCGUCACGGUGGUGGUCCUGACCGUCCUGCUGUCCAAAGCCAUCACAUCGCUGCUACUGCUGGAGGUCUGGAGUCUGGUGUGUGUGUCUGUGAUCCUCUUCAUAAUGAUGUUCAACACGCUGGUGAUCUGGAGACAGCCUCAGAAUCCCUCUAAAGCAGCCUUCAUGGUCCCUUUCCUGCCUUUACUUCCUGUGGUGAGUUCAUUCAUCAACAUUUACCUGAUGGUUCAACUCGGAGGAGCCACCUGGAUCCGCUACGCCGUCUGGAUGGCUGUGGGACUCCUGAUCUACUUUGGGUACGGCGUGAGGAACAGCGUCCAGAAACAGAGGCUUCUGGGAAACAUGAGCAACCUGGAACCCACACAAGAAAUGACCAAGAAAGACGUGACUAAAGAAUAACACCAGCAUCUGAUAAUCAAAUACUGUGUUUAGAGAUCAUCUAAUUAUAAUAACAAUAAGUUUAUUAACAAUAAGUUAAUGUGUUGAAAAAUAACGGUGGAACAAUAAUACAUUUUUAUGCCACAGAGCUGUGGACACACUGAGGGCUGAUAACUGACACUUUACUGAAAAUAAAAUAUUACUUCAUGGAUCUACAGAUAUAUUUUCCACUUUAUGGGAAAUAUUACUUUAU